AAUCAGUUGCUCGGGACCUUUUUUUUUUUCAAGCAAUAACAGAUCAAUCCUUGGAUUUAUCAUUAUAAUUCACUCUUUUCUCUCUUCUCUAACAAAAAGUCAUGGCUGAAUUCGUUAAACUCUCUAUCUUUGGUACUGUCUUUGAAGUCACAACAAGAUACGUUGACUUACAGCCUGUGGGCAUGGGUGCUUUUGGUCUUGUUUGUUCUGCCAAAGACCAAUUGACUGGAAUGAAUGUCGCUAUCAAGAAAAUCAUGAAACCAUUCUCCGCUCCCGUCUUGGCCAAAAGAACUUACCGUGAAUUAAAGCUAUUGAAAGCGUUGAUGCAUGAAAAUAUUAUCAGUCUAAGCGAUAUUUUCAUUUCUCCUUUGGAAGAUAUUUAUUUUGUCACAGAAUUACUUGGUACAGACUUGCAUCGUUUACUUCAAUCUCGACCAUUGGAAAAGCAAUUCAUUCAAUACUUUUUAUACCAGAUUUUGAGAGGUUUAAAAUAUGUUCAUUCUGCUGGUGUGAUUCAUAGAGACUUGAAACCUAGUAAUAUCCUCAUCAAUGAAAACUGUGAUCUCAAGAUUUGUGACUUUGGUUUGGCUCGUAUUCAAGAUCCUCAAAUGACAGGUUAUGUGUCCACCAGAUACUACCGUGCACCUGAAAUCAUGUUGACCUGGCAAAAAUACGAUGUUGCUGUGGAUAUUUGGAGUGCUGGUUGUAUCUUUUCUGAAAUGUUGGAAGGAAAACCAUUAUUCCCUGGCAAAGAUCAUGUUCAUCAAUUUUCUAUUAUUACUGAAUUACUCGGUACGCCACCCGAUGAUUUAAUUGCUACUAUCUGUAGCGAAAAUACACUUCGUUUCGUGAAAAACUUGCCUAAACGUGAACCUAUUCCAUUCAGCCAACGAUUUGCUGGUCAAGAUCCUCAAGCUAUUGAUUUGUUGGAAAAGAUGCUUACUUUUGACCCUCGUAAACGUAUUACUGCCGAAGAAGCAUUGGCCCAUCCUUAUUUGGCACCUUACCACGAUCCUACUGACGAACCUACUGCACCAGAAAAGUUUGAUUGGUCAUUUAAUGAAGCUGACCUGCCUGUGGACACAUGGAAAGUCAUGAUGUAUUCCGAGAUUUUAGAUUUCCAUAAUGUAGACAGUACAGAUAGCAUCAGUAAUUACUUGGGCACACCACUCACAGGUCCUAUCAUGGAGGGACAAGAAGCUGCUUAUAUGCAACCUCAACCCCAAUAAAUUCCUAUAUAUAUAUAGCUUUAAUUCUUUGAAUAAAAUGUACUUUAUACACUAUGA
Messenger RNA from Gilbertella persicaria, 1286 nucleotides. Its product is annotated as mitogen-activated protein kinase HOG1. Gene Ontology annotation, molecular function: ATP binding; MAP kinase activity. Gene Ontology annotation, cellular component: cytoplasm; nucleus. The coding region runs from base 102 to 1229 and encodes 375 amino acids. The transcript is spliced from 10 exons. The record is from RefSeq and is a predicted model, not a curated record. Gene Ontology annotation, biological process: stress-activated MAPK cascade; protein phosphorylation; cellular response to oxidative stress. NCBI's taxonomy places the organism in Eukaryota, Fungi, Mucoromycota, Mucoromycetes, Mucorales, Choanephoraceae.